UAGGUGACAUUAACAUUUGCAACCUAUAUAAUGCUAUACCGUCAUUACCCCAAUAUUCAGGCUGCAGAGACGGUAUGUCAGGGGAAAGGACUGGAGGGGGUGUUACUGCAGGAGUGUGUCUAUGACAUCGUGGUCACGAAAGAUAUCACUUUCUCCAACCAAGAAACAUAUGAACUAGGUUGUCCUGGUCAGUGUAAUGGUAAAGGGAGGUGUGUGAACAGCACUUGUCAAUGUAACCACGGCUGGACUGGAACUGACUGCUCUAUAGGUUCCUGUGGUGCCUGCGUCAGUGGUGUGUGUGACAGCGGUUUCUGUGUGUGUACUGUGGGCUGGGAAGGGACAGCCUGUGACCAGAAAGGGCGGUUGCAGAACCUCUUGGAUUUGAAGAAAAGCAGCGACUCUGCUAGUUCGAUGUCGGGGUGCGUAAUCGUCUUGGUACACAGAGUUGUUCCUGAAGAUGGUUCUUACGAAGAGAAGUAUUGUUUGCUGAAGAAUGUCUCUGUAGGAACGCUGGUUGGGGUUGCCUUCUAG
Lingula anatina is the source of this 531-nucleotide messenger RNA. RefSeq lists its product as uncharacterized. The record is from RefSeq and is a predicted model, not a curated record. NCBI's taxonomy places the organism in Eukaryota, Metazoa, Brachiopoda, Lingulata, Lingulida, Lingulidae.